Molecule: messenger RNA, 5082 nt
Organism: Acinonyx jubatus (cheetah)
Lineage: Eukaryota; Metazoa; Chordata; Mammalia; Carnivora; Felidae
Gene: EVI5
Product: ecotropic viral integration site 5
Exons: 21
Coding region: 1574-4075 (833 amino acids)
Source: RefSeq, a predicted model, not a curated record
GAGGAUUAAAAGCUACUUAUGUUGAUAAGCACUAACAUACAAAAUUAUUAAAUCACUAUAUUGUACACCUAAAACCAAUAUAACACUAUGUUAACUAUACUGGAAUAAAAAUUAAAUAAAAAUAGUAAUUACUGGCAGUUAAGAGUAUCCUUAUAACUUUUUUUUUAAUUACGUUUUUAUUUAUUUAUUUUGCACAAAGCAGGGGAGGGGCAGAGAGGGAGAAAAUCCCAAGCAGACUCCAUACCACCAGCGCAGAACCCCAAGCGAGACUUGAACCCACGAACUGUGAGAUCAUGACCUGAGCCACAGUCAGACACUUCACUGACUCAGCCAUCCAGGUUCCUCAAGAGUAUCCUUAUAACUUCUAAUAAAAUACAGAGCAAUAGAGGAACCAUGAUUGUUUUUCAUGGGAUAUACUAUUCAAAUAUUGUAGUAAUCUAUAAGAUUCCUACUAAACUUUAUUAAGAUUUUACUUAUUCUUUAAGAACAGUUUUAGAUUCACAGCAAAAUUGAGUGGAAAGUACAGAGAUUUCCCGUACACUUUCUGCCCUCCAAUACGCUUGGCUUCCCCCUUUAUCAGCCUUCCCCAACAGAGUGGUUUAUGUGUCAUGUUCCUACAUUGACACAUCAUAAUCACCCAAAGUCCGUAGUUUACAUUAGAGUUCACUCUUAGUGUUGUGCAUUGUAUGGAUUUGAUCAAGUGUGUAAUGACAAAUAUCCAUCAUGAUGGUAUUAUACAGAGUAUCUUUACCACCUUAAAAAUCCUCUGUGCUCUUUGCCUGUUCAUCCCUCCCCAAACCUUAACAACUACUGAUCUUUUUACUGUCCCCAUCAUUUUGCCUUUUUUUGUAUGGUUGGAAUCAUAUGUUAUGUAGUUUUCUGAGAUUUACUAAGCCCUUUUAAAACUGAGAUAUAAUUCACAUACUAUAAAUCCACUCAUUUAAAGUGUGAAGUUCAGUGGCAUUUAGUGUAUUCACACGGUUGUGUAACCAUCACCACAGUAGAAUCCCAGAGCAUUUUGUCUUUCCAAAAAUAAAUCCUAUGUCAUUCUCCUAGCCCCUUGAAGCCACUGAUAUACUUUAUGUCUCUGAAUUUGCCUAUUCUGGACAUUUUAUCUAAAUGGAAUCCUACAAUAUGUGGUCAUUUGUGCCUGAUUACUAAACGUUUAUAAUGAUGGUUUUAACCUUUUCAAAAUAUGUUCAUAUUUAAAAGUAAGUGCUUAACUCCUCUAUGAGGUAGACAGGAACUUUGUGAUAUAAUGGCAUUGUCAGAUUUAUUAUUGACCUCAGUUUACCAUAGGAUGAGGGAAGGAGAUUUAGAGGUGGUAGGGUAGAGAUUUAGAAAAGUACUGUAGAGUUAAAAGAAAAAUAGAACAUGAUGAUAUAUGAAAAAUGAGCCCUAUGGAAUUUCUGGAACCAUGACUGAAUCUGCUUAGGAGUUGGGCAUGAUUUAUGAAUAUGUGGACAUAUGUGUAAUGCACUGAAUAUCAGAGGUGGCGACAGACAAGGUUGCAGAAAAGCUGAGUUCUACUCUCUCAUGGGUGAAGAACACAGUAUCACAUACAGUCAGUCAGAUGGCCAGUCAGGUGGCAAGUCCAUCUGCCUCAUUACACACUACAUCCUCAUCUACCACACUAUCCACGCCAGCCCUUUCACCAUCUUCCCCUUCACAGUUGAGUCCAGACGACUUAGAACUCCUGGCUAAACUGGAGGAACAAAAUAGAUUGUUAGAGACGGAUAGUAAGUCUUUAAGAUCUGUAAAUGGGUCAAGAAGAAACAGUGGCUCCUCCCUUGUAUCAAGUUCAUCAGCCUCUAGCAACCUCAGCCACCUUGAAGAAGAUUCUUGGAUUCUUUGGGGAAGAAUUGUUAAUGAAUGGGAAGAUGUACGCAAAAAGAAGGAAAAGCAAGUUAAGGAGCUUGUUCGUAAAGGGAUACCUCACCAUUUUAGAGCAAUAGUUUGGCAACUUUUAUGCAGUGCACAAAGUAUGCCAAUUAAGGAUCAGUAUUCAGAACUCCUGAAAAUGACCUCACCUUGUGAAAAAUUGAUCCGAAGGGACAUUGCUAGAACUUAUCCUGAACACAAUUUCUUUAAGGAAAAAGACAGCCUUGGACAGGAGGUUUUAUUUAAUGUAAUGAAGGCAUAUUCUUUAGUGGAUCGUGAGGUUGGUUACUGUCAAGGAAGUGCUUUUAUAGUUGGAUUGUUGCUUAUGCAGAUGCCAGAAGAAGAAGCUUUCUGUGUAUUUGUUAAAUUAAUGCAAGAUUAUAGACUUCGUGAACUUUUUAAGCCAAGUAUGGCAGAAUUGGGCCUAUGUAUGUACCAGUUUGAAUGCAUGAUACAGGAGCAUCUUCCAGAGCUCUUUGUACAUUUUCAGUCUCAGAGUUUUCACACCUCAAUGUAUGCAUCAUCCUGGUUUCUGACUAUCUUUCUUACGACUUUUCCAUUACCAAUUGCAACAAGGAUAUUUGAUAUCUUUAUGUCUGAGGGUUUAGAAAUAGUAUUUCGAGUAGGAUUGGCACUUCUUCAAAUGAAUCAGGCAGAACUGAUGCAACUUGACAUGGAAGGGAUGUUACAGCACUUUCAGAAGGUCAUUCCACAUCAGUUUGAUGGUGGCCCAGACAAAUUAAUCCAGGCAGCUUACCAAGUCAAAUAUAACUCAAAAAAAAUGAAAAAGCUUGAAAAGGAAUAUACUACAAUAAAAACUAAAGAAAUGGAAGAGCAAGUUGAAAUUAAAGUAAGCAUCUCAGGACUUUUAAAAAGAUUACGCACAGAAAAUAGACUUUUAAAACAGCGCAUUGAAACAUUAGAAAAAGAAAGUGCUUCCUUGGCAGAUAGAUUGAUACAGGGACAAGUGACAAGAGCCCAGGAGGCUGAGGAAAACUACCUCAUAAAACGGGAGUUGGCCACCAUCAAACAGCAGAGUGAUGAGGCCAGUGCUAAACUGGAGCAAGCUGAAAAUACCAUCAGGAAGCUCCAGCACCAACAACAAUGGCAUAAAUGCAAUUCCAACUACAAUGAAGAUUUCGUGCUGCAACUAGAGAAGGAAUUGGUCCAAGCUCGUCUGAGUGAAGCUGAGUCUCAGUGUGCACUAAAGGAGAUGCAGGAUAAAGUCCUGGAUAUAGAGAAGAGAAACAACUCCUUUCCUGAUGAGAAUAACAUUGCAAGGCUUCAGGAAGAACUCAUUGCUGUGAAACUGAGAGAAGCAGAAGCUAUUAUGGGUUUGAAAGAACUUAGACAACAAGUCAAGGAUUUAGAGGAACACUGGCAGCGCCACUUAGCUCGUACUACUGGGAGGUGGAAAGAUCCACCAAAGAAGAAUGCUGUGAAUGAGUUACAGGAUGAACUGAUGACCAUUCGACUUAGAGAAGCUGAAACUCAGGCAGAAAUAAGAGAAAUAAAACAAAGGAUGAUGGAAAUGGAAACACAGAAUCAGAUCAAUAGUAACCAUCUUCGAAGAGCGGAACAAGAGGUGAUCAGUCUACAUGAGAAGGUGCAGUAUCUUUCUGCACAGAACAAAGGACUACUUACUCAAUUAAGUGAAGCAAAGCGCAAACAAGCAGAGAUUGAAUGCAAGAACAAGGAAGAAGUGAUGGCUGUGAGACUCCGGGAAGCAGAUAGCAUAGCUGCUGUGGCUGAAUUACAGCAGCACAUUGCUGAGCUGGAAAUCCAGAAAGAAGAAGGAAAGCUUCAAGGACAGCUUAACAAGUCUGAUUCUAACCAGUAUAUUAGGGAACUGAAAGAUCAGAUAGCAGAGCUGAAUCAUGAGCUCAGGUGCCUAAAAGGACAGAGGGUCUUCUCAGGCCAGCUUCCUUUUGAUGGAAUCCACAUUGUCAACCAUUUAAUAGGAGAUGAUGAAUCAUUCCAUUCCUCUGAUGAAGAUUUUAUAGAUAAUUCUUUACAGGAGAGUGGUGUUGGUUUUCCUUUGCACAGAAAAUCUGGCCCAACGUCUUUGGACCCCGCUGUGGCAGAUGGUAGUGAAAGCGAAACAGAAGACAGUGUGCUGGAGACCAGAGACAGCAACCAAGUGGCUCGAAAGGAGCAGUCCCCAAGAAAAGAGUCGUACUCAACCACUGUCUGACCAUCACUGUGAACUAGACUGUGGGGUUUUUUAAGGGACCGGUUAUCAUAUGAUUAAGGGUUUUUGGAACAUAUCUGUUUCAUAUGUACAUACGUAUAUACAUACAUACAUACAUACAUACAUACAUACAUACAUAUAUAUAUAUAUUUUACAGUCUGCCUUUUUAUCUUUGCCAAAUCUUCACCACUGACUUACCAUUGCCAUAAAGUAGACUGGAAUAUGGUUAAUGGGAAAAAUAAGAUUCUAACAGUAUUACUGAAUAUUAAUGUUUCUUAUUUAGAAAAUUCAAUUAUGUCUAUAUGUGGGAAGCAUUUUCAAGUUCAGAACAAUGGAAAAUUGGAUUUUCUUCAGACAAAACUGCUUUUGUGCAAUAUUUCACGCUCAUUCAACAAAUUAUUAUGUUUAUCAAUUUGUUUUCAUAGCAGCUGUCUGUAAACAUUUGACCAAGAUAUACAUAUAAUUUAUCUUGUGUUUUUGUGUUGGGGGAAUUUUUUUUUCCAGUUAAAGUUACUGUUUUAGUAGUGGGCCACUGAAAGCUCCCAACCACAAAGGCUUUUUUUCCAUAUAAUUUUACAAACACAAAAUUAUGGUCCUCUGUCUUGAGAGUUUUAAGUUUUGUUUUAAUUUCUAACUUUUAUGUGCAUAUGAUGCUUCCAUGCGUUGCCUACUGGUCAGAGUAGUAGGUUAACUACAAAUAAAUUGUGUUGUCCAUAUUUAUAAAUCUGUAUCACCCAGCACUGAACAUCAUUUUAUAUGGAGAAUGUAUGUGUUGCAAAAUGACUGCCUUCAGCAUUCUAACAGGACUUCUGUAAAUAAUAGGUUAAAAGAAAAUUGAAAAUGAAACCAAACACUAAUAUUUUAAUAGCUUUAGUAUUUUGCUUAGUAUUCUACACUAGCAGAUUCAUAAGUUAACUAAUGCUUGCUUCAAAAACACUAUUGGUGACAUAUUUUACUUCAUGUGUAUAUAACUAAUAAAUUUUUCAUGAUUAAAGAGGUUAUAGCACAUA